Selaginella moellendorffii is the source of this 3144-nucleotide messenger RNA. Its product is annotated as pentatricopeptide repeat-containing protein At4g02750-like. The record is from RefSeq and is a predicted model, not a curated record. Gene Ontology annotation, molecular function: RNA binding; protein binding; zinc ion binding. Bases 35 to 3040 code for a protein of 1001 amino acids. Gene Ontology annotation, biological process: RNA modification. Lineage: Eukaryota; Viridiplantae; Streptophyta; Lycopodiopsida; Selaginellales; Selaginellaceae. The transcript has a single exon.
AUUAAGAAAAUUCUUGUACCCCUUUGAGAAUGUAAUGCCAUGGCUCCUCCGCAUUCGCAAGCUAUGCACUCUCGUCUCCGGCGAUGCGAUCGGCGACCGCGCCCGCGAUCGCGAUGUCCAGCUCCUGGUCUCGCAGAUCCGAGCUUGCGGCAUGGCGGGGAGCCUUGCGCGGGGCAAGAGCAUCCACGCCCACAUCCUCCACACCCGGCCGGAGCUCUCGCGGGACCGAUACCUCGCCAAUUUCCUCAUCCAGAUGUAUGGGCGAUGCGGCAGCGUGGAGGACGCGCGCUCCGCCUUCGAUCGCAUCCAAGAACCCAACGUCUUCUCCUGGGGCGUCUUGAUCGUGGCAUAUGCCCACAAUGGGCAUAUGCGCGAGGCGAAGAGAUCGUUUGAUUCCUCCCCCCAGCGCAACGUUUUUCUCUGGAACUCGACCAUCUCGGGGUUCGCACAGUGCGGCCACAUCCAGGAAUCGCGAGCAAUCUUUGAAAGGAUCCCGGCGCGCGAUGCUUGCUCGUGGAACUCGGUCGUCCAGGCGUAUGCCCAGAUUGGGGAUCUUGCCCAGGCGAGCGAGCUGCUGGAUCGAAUGCCGCAAAAGGAUCUCAUCUCUUGCAAUGCGAUGAUCGCGGCUUACGCCCAAGGAGGAGAAGUCUGGCGAUCAAAAGAGGUUUUUGAUGUGAUGGAGAGGAGGGAAGUGGUGUCGUGGAACAGCCUCAUGUCUGGGUUUUCACAGAACAAGUAUUACAAGGAAGGAAAACUCGUGUUUGAUCUCAUGCCCGCGUGGAGCAUCGUUUCGUGGACGGCUCUGAUCCAGUUCUUUGCCAGGAACGGGAAUCUCGAGGAAUCAAAAUAUACUUUCGACAGAAUGCCCGAGAGGAAUCAAACUUCUUGGAAUGCAGUCAUGUCGGCCUAUGCGCAGAACGGCUGCUUAGAAUAUGCUCUAAAUAUUCUCGAGAAGAUGCCCGAGCAAGACGUGGUGUCCAAGAACACGCAGUUGUCAGUAUAUGCCCAAUCGGGGCAUCUGGAGAGAGUAAAAAGGCUUUUUGAUUCAAUGGAUUGCGAUAACCCUCUCACGCUAAGCACAAUUCUUCACGCGUAUGGAGACGCACGUAACUUUGAUGCUAUGAAGGAAAUAUUUGAGAAGAGGCCGUACAGGAAUCGAAUUACCUGGACAGCCAUGGUGACGGCAUAUGCCUCAAAUGGGCAUAUCCCGGAAUCGAAGAGAAUGUUCGACAAGAUGCCCGAGCAUGGAAUCCUCGCUUGUAAUUCCAUGCUGGCUGCUUACUCUCAGGAAGGUCAUCUUAAAGAAGCCAAGGAGACAUUUGAUAAGAUGCGCGAGCACAAUGUGGUUUCGUGGACGAGCAUGGUUCAAGCCUACGCUCAAAACAAGCACUUGGACGAGGCAAAAGCCACUUUCGAUCAAAUGCCCGACAAGGAUUCCAUCUCUUGGACAAACAUGAUCACGGCUUACACGCAGUGUGGUUGCCUGGACGAAGCUAAAGCAAUGUUUGAGGAUAUGAGAAACCGGGGGAUUUACUCGUGGACGGCCAUGCUCACUGGCUAUGCUCAAAGCUCCAACUUGAGUGUUGCGAGGAGAGUUUUCGAUCGAGUUCCACAGCGAAAUGUUGUGACUUGGAACGCGAUGAUCAGUGCGUACUCGCAGGGUGGUCAUGUUGCUGAUUCUCGUCUGCUGUUCGAGCAAAUGGUGGAUCGCAACAUCGUGUCUUGGAACGCAUUGAUCUCUGGAUAUGCGCAAAAUGGCUUCGUAGCCGAAUCGAGGAAGGUUUUUGAGCUCAUGCCCGAGCAGGACAUGGUAACUUGGUCGAGCAUGGUGGCGGCUUACGGCCAAAGUGGUCGUAUCGAGGAGGCCGAGCAAGUGUUUCAUCGCCUCCCGGAGCACGACACCAUCUCUCUCACGACCAUGGUUGCUGCUUACGGCCAAAACCUGUGCCUCGGUAAAGCAAAAUGUCUUUUUGAUGGGAUUCCCAGGCAGGACUUGAUCGCUUGCAACGCGAUGAUCGCUGCCUACACCCAGAACGGCUGCCUGGAGCAAGCAAAAUCCAUGUUUGAUCGCAUGACCGUGCUGAGCUCCUUCACCUGGAACGCCAUAAUCUCGGCUUACGCUCACUCAGGCCAAGGCAAGGCCGCCAUCGAGCUCUUCAAGCAGAUGUGUCUUGGAGGCGAGCAAAUGGACGAGAUUUGCUUCGUGAGCGUCCUCACGGCAUGUACCCGAGUCGGGCUCCUCGGCGAGGGGCUGAAGUAUUUCCUCGUCAUGCGCGGCGACUACAAACUUAAGCCGGCUGGCGAGCACUACUGCUGCAUGGUCGACGUUCUUGGAAGAUCCGGGCUCUUAGAAGAGGCCGAGGAGCUUAUCUACGAAAUGCCUUUCCUUCCAAACGUUGUGGCCUGGGCGACUCUGCUGGGAGCUUGCAAGAUCUAUCGAGACGUGAAGCGAGCCGAGAGAGCUGUGGAUAGAUACUCGGAGCUCGAUCCAGAUAGCAUCACGCCGUUCGUGCUGCUGGCCAACAUUUACGCUGCUGCCGGCAUGGAGGCCGAGGAAGCGAGCGUGAGAAAGAAGAUCAGGGACAAGAAGACGAAGAACUUUAGAAAUCCCGGGUGGCAGAAGGUUCCCGGGAUAAGUUUGAUCGAGGUGGACAACCGGGUGCACAGAUUCAUAGCGGGCGAUAACGAGCAUCCCAGGAUCGAGGAGAUUCGCAGCGAGCUCGAGAAACUUCACUGCGCGAUGAAAGAAGCUGGUUAUGUUCCAGACACGCGGGAAGUUCUUCACGAUGUUGACGAAGAACACAAAGAGGGAAUUUUGAGUCACCACAGCGAGAAGCUGGCCAUUGCGUUUGGGCUCAUGUCGUUGGAUGAUCGUUGCAAAGAGCCAGUUCGAGUUGUCAAGAACUUGCGAGUGUGCAUGGAUUGUCACACCGCUACCAAGUUUAUCUCCAAGAUCACGGGAAGGAGGAUCAUUGUCCGUGAUGCAAACCGGUUCCACGAGUUUGACAACGGGACAUGCUCGUGCCAAGAUUUUUGGUAGGAAUUACUGAAAAAAAGCGCAAUUUUACAUUCGAAUCUCGAACUGUUUGAUAACGGGUCUUUGCAACUGUGGAUUACUGCUCAUGAAAGACAGGAUUUCUGAUA